Messenger RNA from Emys orbicularis (European pond turtle), 828 nucleotides. RefSeq names its product iodothyronine deiodinase 3 (gene DIO3). Gene Ontology annotation, molecular function: thyroxine 5'-deiodinase activity. The record is from RefSeq and is a predicted model, not a curated record. NCBI's taxonomy places the organism in Eukaryota, Metazoa, Chordata, Testudines, Emydidae. The transcript has a single exon. Gene Ontology annotation, biological process: thyroid hormone metabolic process.
AUGCUCCACUCCCUCGGCGUUCACACCUUGCAGCUGCUCACCCAGGUCGCUGCCUGCAUCCUCCUGUUCCCCCGCUUCCUGCUCACCGCGCUGAUGCUCUGGCUCCUGGAUUUUCUCUGCAUCAGGAAGAAGGUGCUGCUGGUGGGCAGCAGGGCGGAGGAGGAAGCCAGUCCUGGCCAAGAGCCGCCCCCGGACGACCCCCCGGUCUGCGUGUCCGACUCCAACCGCAUGUUCACCCUGGAGUCCCUGAAAGCCGUGUGGCACGGGCAGAAGCUAGACUUCUUCAAGUCAGCCCACGUGGGCUCCUCCGCCCCCAACCCCGAAGUCAUCCAGCUGGACGGGCAGAAGCGGAUCAGGAUCCUGGACUACGCCCGAGGCAAGAGACCCCUGAUCCUGAACUUUGGGAGCUGCACCUGACCCCCCUUCAUGGCUCGCCUGAGGUCCUUCCAGCGCCUGGCUGCGCACUUCGUGGACAUAGCUGACUUCCUGCUGGUCUACAUCGAAGAGGCUCACCCCUCCGACGGCUGGGUCAGCUCGGACGCAGCCUACCAGAUCCCCAAGCACCAGUGCCUCCAGGACAGGCUGAGGGCGGCUCAGCUGAUGCAGGAAGGGGCGCCUGGCUGCCCCCUGGCAGUGGACACCAUGGACAAUGCUUCCAGCGCCGCCUAUGGCGCCUUCUUUGAAAGGCUCUACAUCAUCCAGGAGGAGGUGGUGAUGUACCAGGGAGGCAGAGGACCAGAGGGCUACAAGAUCUCCGAACUGCGGAGCUGGCUCAACCAGUACAAAAACCGGCUCCAGAGCCCCAGCACGGUGGUCAUCCACGUGUAA